CUCAAAAAAAUGCUGGGUUGUUUCUGUAAACAAAUUGUUGGGUUGAUUGUGCUGGGUCAAAAAGUUGGGUUGUUUGGGGUACUGUAAACACAUUAUUGGGUUGCUCAUGCUGGGUAAAAUGAUUUGUAACGGGGUCAUUCACAAAUAAACAGUUGGUUGGGUUAUUUUGACCCAGCAACUGGUUUAUUACUUUUUCAUUAUUUGCGGAACUUUCUGGAUUCUUCACUUCUGACUGGAGGAGGCACGCAUUCGGAGCGGGCAGUGUUUUAUGUGACUGCUGCCACUCAUGGACACGUUUGUGAGAGGAAAAUUGUCUGAAUGGCAGCUUGAAAAUCUUAUAGACACCUUUAAAGACCAGGAAGUGGAUGAGGAGAGUUUCCGUUUGCUGGAUGAUAAUGCAAUCGCCUGCCUUAUUCCUAAAAUAGGACAGCGUGUCAGAUUUCAGAAAAAUCACAAGGAACUUGUGAGUAAAAUGCAGUAGUAGGUUUUAUUUGAAGCAAGUCAGUUUCUGUUCUUAUCCAGACACCACUCUGUUUUAGACUUUUCCUUUGUAUAAUAUUACUGACCAGGUGGAUAGUGGUGGGGUGAGCAUUGUAAGAACUGUUGUCCUACGAACAUAGCUUAAUAAUGCCAUAUACAUGCUUCCACUGCAAACAAGUAAUACCCGGUCAUGCAAAAGGUCUGUUUAUUCACCUGAGAGCAGUGCAUGGGAUAAAUUAUGCUUCAACAUUCUUUCAGUGCUGCGAAGAUGGUUGCAGGCGGACUUUUAGAUACAUUCGAUCUUUCCGAAGGCAUCUUCUUCAGCAUUCUGUCCCAGAAAAGCAUUACCGUCCAGAACAGCAUUUCGGGGGGAGCACAGGAGCAUCUGUGCAGGGCCUCUCACGUACCAUAAAUGCAGAAAUGCAGAAUGCAGAAAUUGCAGAUUUAGAGACACCAACUCAAGAAAACAAAGAUGAUGAUUACUGGGAUGAGUUGGAACCAGAAACCAUAACAGAGCGGAUAGCUCUGUUUUUAGCCACCCUUAAAUCAAAAUCAGCUCAGACCUACAGUACAGUUAGCUUUGUUGUCCAACAGACAUCAAGCUUGAUUUCAGACAUUGUUGGUUCACUUCAGAGUAAGACUUUGUCUCUGUUUGAAAAAUUAGGUCAUAAGGAUGAUUCAGGGGUCCAAAAACUUGCCUGUGAUUUUGAAGAAGCUAAAAGUCCUUUCAAAGGAUUAGAAUCAGACUUUAAACAGAUGCAGUAUUUUACAAAGUCAGGCAACUUCAUUCACCCGAUAGAGGAGGCUUUGCCUGGAGUCUCCUAUGUGCAGAGAAGGGACUCUGCUACUGGGACAGUACGACAAGUUGCGGUUCAAGAUGUGUUUUAUCGCGUCCCACUGAAACCCCUUUUGACUAAACUGCUUGAGCUCCCUGGCAUUUUGGAUGCCAUCUUUACUUGGCAGCAAAGAGAAAAUGGAGUCCUUUUAGACUUUUAUGAUGGUGAGUAUUGCAAACAGCAUCCUCUCUUAUCCAGCAAAGUGUCUGUUCCACUUCUUUUGUACAAUGACGACUGUGAAACAGUCAACCCACUUGGUUCAAAAGUUGUGGUGCACAAGUUGGGGUUUCUUUACUUCACAAUUAAGAGUCUGCCCCCAGAGUUUCUGUCAAAACUUUCAUCACAUUUUCUGGUUGCAGUUUACAAAUCAGAUGAUGCCAAAACAUAUGGUAUUGAUAGUGUUCUGCUCCCAGUCAUAGAGGAACUGAAGGAUCUUGAGGUCAAUGGUAUAACCCUCAACACACCACACUUCAAGGGUGAAAUGCGGUUUUCAGUUGCCCAGUUGUGUGGGGACAAUCUUGGCUUAAAUGCCAUUCUUGGAUUUACAGAGAGUUUCUCAGGUAAUUACUUCUGUCGCAUUUGCAAGGCACACAAAACCACUACAAGGGCACAGACAAAAGAGGAUGUUUCUCUGCUGAGAAAUAAAACAAACCAUGCUGAAGAUGUUCAUCUUGCCAACUUGUCAGAAACAGGUGUUAAGAGAGACAGUAUUCUGAAUAAUCUGUGCUACUUCAAUGUGACACACAACCAGGUUGCAGAUGUCAUGCAUGACUUGUUGGAAGGGGUGGGACCAUAUGAGUUGAAGUUAAUACAGAGUAUUAACUUCAACUCACUGAUUGAGGACAAACACCUCACCCUUGAAAAACUCAACUUCCGAAUCACAAGUUUUGAUUAUGGCUUUCCUGAUCUGAAGAACAAGCCAUCUGUAAUUGGUAGGCAUGAACUUAAAAAUCCUGAAGGAGCAAUGCAUCAGUCUGCAGCCCAAACAUGGUGUCUCCUCAGGUUAUUGCCGUGUAUGAUUGGAGACCUCAUACCUGAAGAAAACGAGCACUGGGAACUCUUGCUUCUCCUUCUGGAAUGCAUGGAAUUGAUUUUCUCGCCAUCUCUCACACCAGAAGCUGCAGUUUACUUGGCUGCCAUCAUAGAUGAGCAUCACUCUCUGUUUCUUGAGCUGUACCCUAAUUUGCAUCUUCGUCCGAAGCACCAUUUUAUGGUCCACUAUCCUAAUGCAAUUUUGAAGUUAGGACCCCUGAUACAGUUCUGGUCUAUGCGAUUUGAGGCUAAACAUGGCUUUUUUAAACGCAUCAGCCAUGUCACCUGUAACUUCAAAAAUAUCUGCAAGACCAUGGCAUUUCGACAUCAGAUGAUGCAGUGCUACUCCCUUCUUUCUGGUUCUGUGUUCAAAAGUGAAACAGAAGUUGGCCCAGGUCACAGCACUUUGCUUGCUGUAAUGGAUGGUUUUGGUGAUGUACAAAGUGGACUUGAAGAUUUCCCACCUUUUACAGAAACUUUUAUUCCAGCUUGGAUAAGGGUAAAUGGUACACAGUACAAGCCUGGCAUGACAGUAUUUCUGUCCUACACUGCUGAUGGUGAGCCCCAGUUUGGUCUUGUGAAAAAGAUUCUAGUCUUGGAUCACUCAGUCAAGCUUGUAGUCCAAAAUUCUCUCCUGGACCAUCACCCUCUGCAUGCAGUGCAGUCCUACAGAGACAAUGACAUUUGCUUAUAUGUUUCACUUAGAUACAGAAUCUUUUAA
Carassius auratus (goldfish) is the source of this 3069-nucleotide messenger RNA. RefSeq lists its product as uncharacterized. The transcript is spliced from 4 exons. The coding region runs from base 628 to 3069 and encodes 813 amino acids. NCBI's taxonomy places the organism in Eukaryota, Metazoa, Chordata, Actinopteri, Cypriniformes, Cyprinidae. The record is from RefSeq and is a predicted model, not a curated record.